Cylicocyclus nassatus is the source of this 231-nucleotide messenger RNA. The record is from the annotation of a GenBank genome assembly. NCBI's taxonomy places the organism in Eukaryota, Metazoa, Nematoda, Chromadorea, Rhabditida, Strongylidae.
AUGCAAAGUCUUUGCCUCCUGCUCUUGAUAGCCGUCUGUAUCGCAAGUGUUGCCGCUCAGUGGGGAAUGAGCCCCUAUGGAGGUAUGGGAAUGGGUGGACCAGUCGGACCUUUCGGAGGAAGACCCUACGCCCGAUUGCGAGCUAUGCAAAUGUACGGGGGCAACCCAUACGGUGGUUUUGGCGGUCCUAUGGGAGGCAUGGGCAUGAUGAGGCCCCCUUUCUUUGGUUGA